UUCAACUUCCGGCAUGUUCUUCAGUUUUUGCUUUUAUUCCUAGUGCGCGGUUUUCAAUAAAAAUAAACAAAGUACUGUGUGAAGAAAAUAUGUCAGACGAAGAAGAUUAUUCUUCAGAAGAUGAUGUUGAUUAUGUUCCAUCUGAUGGCGAGGCAGUCAGUGAGGAGGAAGGGUCGGGUGAUGAAGAGGACCUAUCGGCUCUAGUGCAGGACGCGGCACAAGAUAAGACAGAUGGAAAAAGAAGACGGAAGACUGGCAGCAUAAUUCAGAGACCAAGAAAGCGACUUGGUGGUAUAAAGUUGGAAGGAGAACAAGUUGACAUCAUUCAGGUGGAUGAAGGAAACAAAGAACUGGCUGUAGCUAUCAUCCAGGAACACGAAGCAAAGAAAGAAGAACAAGAGAAGAAGAGAGCAGAUGACUUGUGGUCAAGUUUUUUGUCCGACGUCAAAGUCCCACCCAAGAAAUCAUCAUCGCCUAAUAGUUUGACAUCUGUGACGUCCCCCACUAAAACAGUACCAGACUCAUUAGUUCAGUCGCAGAAAGUUUCAGGUGCACAAAAUAGUGAGCAGAAAGGAAAGAUAACUGUUACAAAAAUGUUUGAUUUUGCUGGAGAACAAGUCAAAGUGACGAAAGAAGUGGACGUUAGUUCUAAGGAAGGUCAGGCCGAACUGAAGAAACAGAAGACAACAGACUCCGUGAUUGGAUCGGUCAACACAGGUACUUCAGAAGCAACAAAAUCUGUCUUGUCAGUCGGUGUAAAACGUCCUGCAUCUAGCGGAGGUUUGGGCAGUAUUCUCAGCAAAAUAGGGAAGAAAGACAAAAUCAGUACACUGGAGAAAUCAAAGCUAGACUGGAACAAGUUCAAGAAAGAGGAAGGGAUCGAGGAUGAAGUAAACCUGCACAACAAAGGCAAACAGUCGUUUUUAGAACGACAGGCAUUCCUGAACCGCACAGAUCUUCGACAGUACGAGAUAGAAAAGAGUCUCAGACUUGGAACCAGCAAAAGAUGACAUGACUUCUGAAAAAACCAAAUGCAUUUUGUGAUCAACUUGGUCACAAGAAAUGAAAUCAGUUCUUUAACAACAUACACCAUUUUGUGAUCAACUUGAUUACAAGAAAUGAAAUAAGUUCUUUAACAAUGUACACAGUUUUGUGAUCAACUUGAUUACAAGAAAUGAAAUCAGUUCUUAAACGUACACAGUUUUGUGAUCAACUUGAUUACAAGAAAUGAAAUCACUUCUUCAACAACGUACACAGUUUUAUGAUCAACUUGAUUUUGAUUCCAAGAGAUGACAUCACUUCCUUAACAACGUACAGUUUUGUCUGCAUGUCAAAAUUUCAUAUUAUUUUCAUCUACCUAGUUACUGGAAAUGACUUCAGUUUCAUAGCAACAUUAUAGAUGUUACUUGAUGACACUAAGAAACAACAUUAUAAUAAGUUUACAGAUUAUUGUGGUGUCUUGAAAAUCUUACUUUAUCUGGUGAACUUGGUGACACCAACGGAUGACAUCACUUUCUUAUCGCUGAUUUUACUGUUGAACUCUACAAGCAACAGAUCUCAGACUGUCUGGUUGUUACAAAACAUUGUUUACACCUGAUACAGAAAUUAGUGAAUGGAAUUGUGUGUACAUGUAUAUCUAUUAGUCACAAUAUCUUUGAUACAAUUGAUUAGUACACUGUGUGUUUUGACUGGAUCAAAAUUGGUAUUCUUGGAGGUACACUAGACAGUAGAUCAGUAAAUGAUUAUGCUGUAAAACUGAAGGAGGAAAGUAUGGAAGUGUUUAUUAUAAACAGUAGCGUGUGUUGUGAACACUGUGUGUGAGGAAAAAUCAACAGAUGAAAUCUGCCUGUUACCAGCUUGUAAAUAUUGGGACAAUAUGGAGAUUGUUAAAUGUUGGGACCUUAAUAUUGGUAUUUACCUGUUGGUCAGUCCCAAAUGGCUGUAUGUGAUUUGUAGAAAUAAAUAUUGUUUAAAACAGGAUUUGUAAGACAAAACACGACAGAAAAGCCAGUAAAUAAAAAACAUUAACUAAUAUUACCAGUUUCAGUUGACUUGAGAAUUGGGAAAGUGGUAUAUGUCUUUGAAUAAUAGAAGUUACAAGUAAAAUGUCCAAUCCAAAA
Messenger RNA from Gigantopelta aegis, 2120 nucleotides. RefSeq names its product craniofacial development protein 1-like. The record is from RefSeq and is a predicted model, not a curated record. The transcript is spliced from 8 exons. The coding region runs from base 90 to 1010 and encodes 306 amino acids. NCBI's taxonomy places the organism in Eukaryota, Metazoa, Mollusca, Gastropoda, Neomphalida, Peltospiridae.